Didymosphaeria variabile is the source of this 1134-nucleotide messenger RNA. RefSeq lists its product as uncharacterized. The transcript has a single exon. NCBI's taxonomy places the organism in Eukaryota, Fungi, Ascomycota, Dothideomycetes, Pleosporales, Didymosphaeriaceae. The record is from RefSeq and is a predicted model, not a curated record. Bases 1 to 1134 code for a protein of 377 amino acids.
AUGCCUGCACUCGAGUUAGAUGCGCCACUCCCGCCACGUAAAGAUGGCUCAUUAUCCCUCGAAUACCAGCCUCAACCUCGAGCAUCACUGGACCUCCUCGCCAGACCGCCAGCCAAAAUGAGGAUACACAAGCGCCUUUCAGCACCAGCACCCAUAUCUCGCAGGCAAAGCCAGACUUUCAAUGCACCACUUCCACCACCCUCACCCUUCGACUCUAGAAGAUAUUCGCUCCAAAUCGGCCGCUCUACCACCCGCGUUACCUCCUUCCAGUCUGUCGCCUCUGCACCCACAGUCCUGCAAUCCCCACCCACACCAUCCGACCCUCCAUCCCAGUACAACCCACUUCAGCACUAUCUGCCCUGCCUCGCUCCCGACUGCAAAAAUCACUACACUCCCAUACUCCUAGGUCCCACGUUCUACUUCCUCCAGCCCCCCUACCAGCUCAUCCGCAAGCGCGGUCUCUGUCCCCUCCACGCCCACCAAGACCUCAAACUCGCAAACCAGCGCGUCAAAAUCACAUACGAGUCCAUGCGGCAGAACUGCGGGCGUAAAACACUGGGUGCGAUCGCAGCGGAGUUCGAGGUCUAUGUGCAGCAGGUGAGGGAAGAGAGGGCAGAGGAGUCGAAGCGUAUGAAGGUGUGGCAGAAGCAGCGCGUGCUUCCUUCUGCAUUGUCGGGGAGUACGAAGGGAAAGGAAGGAAAAGAGGCGUGGGGAGAGGAAUGGGAUUGGCGAUUUUCCUUGAGGCCGUGUACGAAGAAGGGGUGUGAGGAAGGUUGGUACUCACCUUUCGACAACAGACUGUACCUUUUUUACAACACGCCACGGCCAUCGGGCAUGGUUCCGCUGAGUACGCUGUGUCCUAGUUGUGCAAAAGACGAUGUAGAGAACGCAGAAGAGAAGAUUGAUGGGAGGAGGAGAGACGUGGGUGGAUUGGUCGGGCCAGAGUGGGGAGAGUGGUAUGUACAAGUGGCAAAGGACAGGGAUAUGGAAAUCGAAUUCUGGGAAAACGCACAAGAGAGGAUAGUCAGGGAGGAGAUGGGGAGAGAGCCUGCGGGCGAGGUGCAACCAGAGCAGACGGCCAAAGAGAAGAAGAGUAAGAGGCUGAUGAAGCUUGAUGUUUGUGUUGUAAUGUAA